This is a messenger RNA of Propithecus coquereli (Coquerel's sifaka), 3224 nucleotides long. It is a transcript of the gene PHACTR2, whose product is annotated as phosphatase and actin regulator 2. Bases 200 to 2131 code for a protein of 643 amino acids. Gene Ontology annotation, molecular function: actin binding. NCBI's taxonomy places the organism in Eukaryota, Metazoa, Chordata, Mammalia, Primates, Indriidae. The transcript is spliced from 13 exons. The record is from RefSeq and is a predicted model, not a curated record. Gene Ontology annotation, biological process: actin cytoskeleton organization.
AUCCGCUGGGCAGGAUCCGCCGCGCCGGCUGCGGCCGGCCGGGCUGGAAGACCCGCGCAGGGGAGAAGGUGAGGGGACCGGGCGGGCAGCUCUGCACAGGCCGGGAAAUGAACUCUUGGAAAUCUGGCCGGGAGCGGACCCAUGACCGAAGGACCAAAAGAGCCUCGUGAUCGCUGGACCUGGCCCUGCGACCCCAGCCAUGGGCCAGACCUCGGUCUCCACGCUGUCCCCGCAGCCCGGCAGCGUUGACGGACUGGACAAAGCUUCUAUAGCAAACUCAGAUGGCCCCACAGCAGGUUCCCAAACACCUCCCUUCAAGAGAAAGGGGAAACUGUCCACCAUUGGUAAAAUCUUUAAACCUUGGAAAUGGAGGAAAAAGAAGACAAGUGACAAAUUUAGAGAAACCUCAGCAGUAUUAGAAAGGAAGAUAUCCACAAGACAAAGUAGAGAGGAGCUGAUAAGAAGGGGAGUUCUUAAGGAAUUGCCUGAUCAAGAUGGAGAUGUAACAGUUAACUUUGAAAAUUCAAACGGGCACAUGAUACCCAUCGGAGAGGAAUCUACCCGAGAGGAAAAUAUAGUAAAGUCUGAAGAAGGUAAUGGCUCUGUUUCUGAAAAAACACCACCUCUGGAGGAAAAGGCAGAAGAUAAGAAAGAGAACACUGAAAAACACUCUGAAACACCGGCAGCUCCUGCUCUACCUCCUUCAGCUCCUCCUAAGCCUAAACCCAAACCUAAACCCAAAAAAACACCUGUGCCUCCAAAAGGGGCCACGACUGGGGCCAGCCACAAAGGUGACGAAGUGCCUCCAAUUAAAAAAAAUACCAAGGCUCCUGGUAAGCAGGCCCCCAUCCCUCCACCCAAGCCAACAAGCCGAAACACAACCCGAGAGGCUGCUGGUUCUUCUCAUUCAAAAAAACCAAGUGGCUCCAAAGCAUCAGCUUCACCAUCUACUUCAUCCACCUCCUCUCGUCCCAGAGCUUCAAAGGAGACAGUUUCUAGCAAAACAGGGACAGUGGGGACUACAAAGGGCAAGAAAAAAACUGGCAAGCAGCCAACGACUUCUCGCCUGUCCUCAGACACAACCGCUUGUGGCGCAUCCGACCUUACGGGAGAGCCUUCGGAGAGCGGAGUGGAGGGUCUCGCACCCGAGCAGACUGUCUCUGGGGCUGAGGAGCAGACCACAGGCAAAUCCAAGUCUGUGGUCCCUCCGCCCCCUGUGGCUCCACCGCCUUCUCCCCCCGCCUCUCCUCUCCCUCUCGAGGAUCAGUGCAUUGUCGCCCCGGACACUCCACUUGUCCUGGUCAGCGUUGGAGCUGACCUGCCCGUCUCUGCCUUAGACCCAAGUCAGCUUCUUUGGGCUGAAGAGCCGAUGAACAGAACCACUCUCCACUCAGGCACUGGCUUAAGUGAUAGCAGAGAAAGUGCAAAAUGUUUCACGACCAAAGACGAGCUGGCACCUCAGCUACUGACUCCUGGGCUGAUGGGAGAGUCUUCAGAGUCCUUCAGUGCCAUGGAGGACGAAGGCCAGAGGGAGUACCCGGCCAGUGACUCCGACUCCGAUGGGCCUAUCUUGUACACCGAUGAGGAUGAGGAUGAGGACGAGGAUGAGGAUGGCAGCGGAGAAAGUGCUCUGGCAAGUAAGAUACGACGGAGGGAUACUCUGGCGAUCAAACUCGGCAACAGACCAUCUAAGAAAGAAUUAGAGGACAAAAACAUCUUGCAGCGGACCUCUGAAGAAGAGAGACAGGAAAUCCGACAACAAAUCGGAACCAAGUUAGUCAGGAGGCUUAGCCAGAGGCCCACAACCGAAGAAUUAGAGCAAAGAAAUAUCCUAAAACAAAAGAAUGAAGAAGAGGAACAAGAAGCAAAAAUGGAACUUAAACGCAGACUCAGCAGAAAGCUCAGCCUGAGACCCACAGUGGCAGAGCUACAAGCUCGAAGGAUUCUGCGGUUUAACGAGUAUGUAGAAGUCACCGAUUCUCCCGACUAUGACCGCCGGGCAGACAAGCCCUGGGCCAGGUUAACACCUGCAGACAAGGCAGCCAUAAGGAAAGAACUAAAUGAAUUUAAAAGCACAGAAAUGGAAGUUCAUGAAGAGAGUCGACAGUUUACAAGGUUUCAUCGUCCAUAAUGAAGUAUGAGACUAUUUGGAAACAUAGACUGAUCAUCUUUGGGGGAAGCCCUGCUUCCAGAAAACCUGAUAUUGCACUGGGAUUUGAAUGUGUGUGUUUCCCUUUAACUUGUGAUGAGGGAAGUGUGUGACUCGGCUUUGUUGGAAACGCCCCUCACCUGUGCAGCCCACAUGGGGCCAAGAAGCAAGGGGAGGAGGCAGUGAUCCUGGCUGCCCAGAAUGUGCAUCGACGGUAAGGGACACCGUGGUUACAUCAGUUAUUCCUCGUCAGGAGUUUUAAUCAAAGAAGAUGAGCAGAAGACAAUCGCUGGCUCCCUAUUACCAGAAAGCCAAAUUUUGUAGUGCGGGUUCAAGAAAAAGAUUGGAAUUGCUGGGCACGGGAAAGGGGUGGGAGUUAAAAACCAGAAAGAAAGAGGACUAUUUCAUUAUGUUAAUGAAGAAAAGAGAAAAUUGACGCAUAAAUGUAUUUUUGAAGUAGACAUUUGGUAGCUGAGAGCUUAUUAAGGGACUUAGGAAUCUAAUUAUCAACGUGGAUUCUUUAAAGACUUGAUCCUAGAAGAAUAUUCUUGUUUCACCACUUUGUCGGUACAGUGCAGUACCAUUGCUUUAUGUUGUGCCAGUGAAUCCAAUUGCCAGAAAUGUCUGAAUGUUUUCAUGCAUCUUUUUCUUAAAUGCAAGAGGCUUCUAUUGACUCUUAACAAGCAUGCUUACCCAAAUUUUGUUGCAUGCUUUAAAUAGCAUAGCUAUACACACUUGACCUUUUUUUAUACUCCUUUCCUAGUGCACCAACCUUCCACAAGGAUAACAGGACUGGUAAUAAAGUCAGAUGUAAUGUGACCCUAUAAAACUGUAGCAAGCUUCAGAAGUAAAUCUUUUGAUCUUUUCCUAUCUUGAUUAUCUCCAAUAUCAAUGCACCCAUACUUGAUCUAAAGAAGAUAGAAUUGACAAUCAUGACACCUUUUUAAAAAACCUGAAUCCGAAGUUAAAACUUAAGCAACAUUCAGGUGUGCUGCCUGCAGUUAGUUCUGAGUGGGAAUGCAGAAGACCAGUUAUUUUUCAGUGCUGCAUUAAAAAAAGUUGGGUUGCUGCUAUU